CGCUUCUUCUUCUUCGCUGGUCUCUGCGAAGGGAAGUGUCCUCCAUGGUGUCAUUGUAGGGUCUGCUCAGGUUGACCGUCCGAAAAUACGCGAUGUCUGGCUACACGCCCGACGAGAAGCUGCGUCUCGGGCAGCUUGCAAAGCUCCGCAGGCAGUGGCUGAAGGACCAGGAGCUCAGCCCGAGGGAGCCCGUGGUACAGGCCAAACCCGCCGGCGCCGUCGCCAAGUUCUGGGCCAGCUUCCUGGAGCCCAAGAGCCUGUGGAGGAUUUACACCUACAAAGCAUAUACGGGGGGAGUUUUCACAUUAACGCGGCUCUUGAUACCUGCUUGGAUUGUUCACUACUACGUGAAAUACCAUGUUGCUACAAGGCCAUAUGGUAUUGUGGAGCUGAAACCCAAGCUAUUCCCAGGUGACACAAUUCUGGAGACAGGCGAAGUUGUUCAAGAUCUCCCUGAGACCCAUGGUCAUCACUGAAGUUGAAAUUGAGUUUAUGUUGUAAAAACUGUUCAUAUGCCAAUAAAAUAUAACAUUGUCACAUCA
Molecule: messenger RNA, 542 nt
Organism: Scophthalmus maximus (turbot)
Lineage: Eukaryota; Metazoa; Chordata; Actinopteri; Pleuronectiformes; Scophthalmidae
Gene: ndufb6
Product: NADH:ubiquinone oxidoreductase subunit B
Exons: 4
Coding region: 93-476 (127 amino acids)
Biological process (GO): mitochondrial electron transport, NADH to ubiquinone; mitochondrial ATP synthesis coupled electron transport
Source: RefSeq, a predicted model, not a curated record